AUGCCAACACUCUACCAAGAGCUAUGUUUCGCAACGCACCAGGCCCUGCGCUUCUACGUCCCGGAAGCCGAGCGCCGAAUACCAAUAUCCUGGAACACUGCGAUAUACCCUAUUGCCUGCUAUGCACCAUUCAUAUUCCUAGCGUACUUGACACGACGACGAGAAACCUACCUCGUUCGCCUGCUUUUACUUCCCACCGUGAUAGCCUCUAUUCUUGCCGCAGCUUACCGCUAUACGUGGACACGACCGGAGCUUAACGUGUAUAACUGGGGCCAAUGUCUGUUCGCUGCUGUGGCGAUUGCAAAGGCCCUCGAAUUUGCCUUGACAAAGGAAGGCAUGCUCAAGAUUGGAGAGAUCGAGCCCGGAGUGAAGAAAGACAAAGGGACCGUGAAUGGCAGCGGAAAUGCUGAUACCCUCGAAGAGCCGUCACGUCACCCAUAUAUAGCUACUUGGUUCUACGACGCCAUGGAGAUCGCGCACACUAUGCGAGGUCUUCGAUGGAAGUUUGGUGUUGGCGUCCACAUCCCGAAAGAAACCCGCCCACUGGAAAGGAUUCCUUUCCUUCAAGCGACUCUCCUAACCUUCAUCAAGAAUUAUCUUAUCCUAGAUUUUAUGGAAUCCAUGGUCAAGCUCUUUCCGGGUGUCGGCACACCCAUUGGGGGGACCAUGUUUUACCCGAACCUCCACCCCACGACACGUUAUGCUGUAGCCUUUAUCGUUCACAUGCUCACUGGGUCUGCACUGCUGGCCGGUUUUGAGAUGGUUUAUGACCUCAUAACCCUCAUCGCAGUGGCUGUAUUCGAUAGUUCCCCACUAUCCUGGCCCCCUGUCAUGGACAACCCUUGGUCUGCAGAUUCAAUGCAUUCUUUUUGGGCUAAACAUUGGCAUCAACUUCUGAGGCAGACGUUCCUCGUCUUUGGUGGUUACCCAGGGCAAUGGAUUGCAGGUCAGUAUGGUAUGGUAUUCGGUGCCUUUAUUGCAUCAGGUUUGUUUCACGAAUGCGCCAUGUACUCCAUGAAAAGGGGGUUCGAUCACAGUGCGACUGUUUUCUUCGCUCUGCAGGGGCCUAUUCUCGUUGGUGAGAGAUUGUGGAGACGAGUAACAGGGAGGAGGGUCAGUGGUCGGAUAGGUCGGUUGUGGGUUUAUUUUGUGAUGUUCGUUGCGGCCCAGCCCAUGGUGGAUGCGUGGCAUCGUCGUGGACUGGGCGGCGGGAUGGUAAUCCCGCCAACUUUGAGCCCAACUAGAUUAAUAUUCCUCCCUCUCGUCAAAUAUUAUCUGCAUCAUACAUAA
Molecule: messenger RNA, 1290 nt
Organism: Laccaria bicolor S238N-H82
Lineage: Eukaryota; Fungi; Basidiomycota; Agaricomycetes; Agaricales; Hydnangiaceae
Exons: 4
Coding region: 1-1290 (429 amino acids)
Biological process (GO): lipid metabolic process
Source: RefSeq, a predicted model, not a curated record